Ostertagia ostertagi is the source of this 639-nucleotide messenger RNA. The record is from the annotation of a GenBank genome assembly. Lineage: Eukaryota; Metazoa; Nematoda; Chromadorea; Rhabditida; Trichostrongylidae.
AUGGCAUUUAAUCAAUCUAUUCGUGCCAAGCACCGCACUGCGUUGCAUUUUCUCGAUCAGCUGAGUAGUGUCAUCGUGGAGUUGCAACAGUCCGUGAGGUACUGUGGUUAUUCGAACGGGAAGCCAGUUAGAAGUCGAAGGCUGAAGGUCAGAAAUGGUCUGAUGCAAGGAGACUCUCUAAGCCCGUUGCUAUUCUGUCUAACCAUAGCACCAUUGUCUGGCUGGAUCCAGGCUCAUGUCAAACCUUACCAAACAAAAACCGGUUCAGGGCCUCGCUCUGACGGUGCCUUACAAGUCGGACAUGUGUUCUACAUGGAUGACUUGAAGGUGUUUACAACUGAUUGGUAUAAUGUGGCACUAGCCCGCAAAGGGAUUAAGCGAGUAGCCAGGCAACUCGGACUGGAACUAAAUAAUCGGAAGUGUGCAAUUCGCUCUCUCAAUUCCGAAGACGUGGGGCAAGAUCGAGUCAAAGAGAUGGGUUCCAUCCCUAUUCUUGGAGGCUCACAGGUCUAUAAGUAUUUGGGAGCUGAGGAAACCGAGCUAGUAUGCUUCGAAGAAUUAUGGUCUAGAGUGCCGAAACAGCAACAUCGGCUGCGAGGCGGUUGUUCUUUAGUAACCUUACGGUUCGCCAAAAGGUAA